Dendroctonus ponderosae (mountain pine beetle) is the source of this 4191-nucleotide messenger RNA. Its product is annotated as receptor-type tyrosine-protein phosphatase gamma. The record is from RefSeq and is a predicted model, not a curated record. Lineage: Eukaryota; Metazoa; Arthropoda; Insecta; Coleoptera; Curculionidae. Bases 373 to 3774 code for a protein of 1133 amino acids. Gene Ontology annotation, molecular function: protein tyrosine phosphatase activity. Gene Ontology annotation, biological process: protein dephosphorylation. The transcript has 14 exons.
AGAAAAUAACAAUCAGUCCGAUCAGUCGUACCUUAGCCAUAGAACGAGCGGGUACCUUUUGGGUUCCGUGUUAUUCGCAUUCGCCAACUUUCCAUCGAGUAAUUCGAACAUUGUGUGACGUCAUUGGGCAGUUAACAUUACAAUAUCCGCGUGUUUCCAUUACGGGGUGCUACACUUUGCUAUAGAUGAUUUUCGUUGAUGUUUGUUAACAUUUUCACUGGUCCUUCUUUUGUGUUUAUCUGUUUGGUUUAGUGCUGAUCGAAACUUUGUCUGCUUCCUGGUUAACCUUCGAUAAAUCAUUUGUUUUUUUUGCGACUUGCGAUUAUUGAUUUGAAAAUAAUGAUCAACCAGUAGCUGCCAACAUGCUGCAUUAUGGGAGUUCCGCUCCAACUGAUGAUAGGUCUAUUUCUAAUACUGGCAGUAUGUAGUCCUACUGGUCAGCUAAGUUUACGCCAUACCCGAGAAGCACCACUUUUACAACCUGAACCAGCACGCAAUGUAACCGAAAUAAACAACAGGGACCUGAACAAAAUAGUGAAAGCAAACCCAAAGACUGAAAAAGUAGAUCUAAAAUCUAAACCUGUAAAUAAUGUAAAUAGUUUUGAAGACUUUCCGCUCAUCAAACUAGGCAGUUCCAAUGAGGAUAAUUAUGAAACUACAAAUGUAAAUGAACGGGAGAAAGAUGAAAGCAUCGCUCCUUUCAAACUAGCUGGAGAUAAGCCCAGGGAAGACAAUUCAAGGGCCAUUGAAUUCAACUCUUCCCAGCUAUGGGCUUCGGAUUUUCAUGACAAAAUUGAUGUUCUUGCGCCUAAAUUACCUGCAAGGGAUAAUUCGUUUGAAGUAUCUGACCUGCCUGAAAAUGUAGAGAAAACUCCUGAAACCACUCCAUCAAUAGCUAAAGUUUCAGAACCAACAUUUAAAGAAACUAUUGACAGUGUCGACCAGGAACUGGACAACUUUGAGAAGGAUGAGGAUGAUGAUGAUGAUACGGAAGCUGUUGAUGUAAAUUUAUCGGUGGAGCAUUUGCAAAAGCAUCCUUCCGAACCUUCGACUGUUGAAUACGAAAACGAUAAGGGCAUAGUCAAUAAUGAAACCGUUGACACAAACAUAGUGCACAAGAAUAUCAGUAUCGAACAUACAAGAACGCUACAAGUAGACUUAGAAAGCAGUUUCACAGAUACAAAAGGAGAAGGCAACGGCGAUACAAUAAAUGCGACCACUGUACUUCCAUUGCCUACCACUAGAAAGAGCUUUCACCUUAAAGAUGUCGUCAUAGAAAAGAGCAAUACUCCGGUUUUGAACAACAACAUUGAGACUGAAAUUGGAGAUUCUGUUAAGGACACAUCGACAACCACCCCUUCAAACACUAUUUUGAAAUUCAAAGGAGAAGCAAAUGAGAGAAAGGUAAUUACAACCACUUCUCGGGAAUUCCAAGACCGCAAAACCACUGACAUAGUUCGAAGAGAAUCGCAAACAACAACACCCAAGAUCUCUGCUACCACCAAUGUGCUCAGCUCAAUCAACAGUAAUAUUUCGGACCAAGAAAACAUUAUUCCUCAUGUUUGCAGUUCAACAAAGUCAACAUCUUCUGAAGACAUACGAACAGUUACUGAGUCCACCAACGCUCUCCAAAAUCGUCUCAGAUCGAUUAUCGAUGAUGGCGACAAAGUUACAACGGGAACAACCACGGCUAUAAGCACUUCUGAAGCUGAAGUAACUACAGACACAACUAUUAUCAAUACUGUAUCAUCUGAUGCAAGUACUGCUGAAAAUUUGCAAGAAGGCACUACAUCUUUUGUCAUAGAAAAUGACACUGAACCUUCGGAUUUUACAACGGAAUAUUUUGCAACCACCACAGUAAUACCAGUUGGUGAAUCUACUUCGGAAAAUACGGUCAGAACUUCCAAGGGCUUUGAGUUCUUAGAAACUACAACAGAGACUGGAAAAGGAUUGGAAACUACAACGGAAAUAUAUGUUGAACAUGUAAAAAGCACCAUUAAAAAUGAGCUGGAUAGUACUAAACUUAAUAAUGGAACGUCUAUUGAAAAACUAGGCGGAUCAGAUCAACUUGAGGUCACUAUCAGAACCAUUGAGGCGGUAGCAGAGAGCACUAAUCCAGCUAUGAGUGAAAAAACGACUAUUAAUGUCAACAGUGUGGAUGAGGAGGCUUCCACACAAGAAUCUACUUUAGCUGGAGUAACUGAAUCUAAAGCAAAUACUAUUGCUGCUUCUGAAAAUCCAGCAACGAACACUGUUAGUGCCGAGCCUACAUCAKCGACUACAAGGACAACUGAUCAAUCAACACCAGCUACAACAGAGUACAAAUUCAUUCAYAUUGAGGAUAGCGGAAAUAUGCAUACUACUCUACUGCCUGAGGUGCUCAAUCCCAAUUUUAAUUAUUCAACUUCCAAGUCACCAGACGAAGAAAUKUCGGCAAGAAAUGUACCGAUUAAUCCCGCAACUGAAGUCAGCUCUUCUCCUAGUACAACCUUAAGUGAUGCGAAUGGGGAACCGGUUACAGUUGAUAGUACAACCGAAGAUAGUGCUGGUAUUGUACCAACGGAUUCGGGAUAUAUUAAAGAGGAUGAAGAUGGAAACUACAAGGGAAAAGUAGCUGCAAUUGCUUUGUCUUGUGUGGGAGCGGUUUGCUUAAUUGUACUAGCAGGCUUACUGUAUGUAAUGAAGAAACGGCAAAAGCGCUUGAAUUAUGGACCAAGAUGCAGACCAGUUAGUUUAGAUGACUACAGUAUUGACAAUCUUUCAGUUUACAGCAGUGUGAGACGAAAAGGUGGAGCGAGGCAAUCGAAACGAUCGUUUGGGAAUCCCGCAUUUGAAGAUCCGGUUGCUCCCACUCAUCCGCUAAAUUUUACAGCCUUGGCUAAGUUUUCCGCUAAUUUAGAAGACAUCAGAGCAGAGUAUGAGGAUAUCCCACAAAUUACGGCUCGAAAUUCUGAGCUUCCGGAUGGAUGCGAUACUAAAAAUCGGUACUCUAAUGUAAUUCCGCUUCCAGAAACUCGAGUUUUUUUAACACCGAUUGAUGGUUAUCCUAAUAGUGAUUAUAUAAAUGCAAAUUAUGUUACGGGUCCCAGCAACAUCAAAGGAUAUUACAUAGCAACACAAGGCCCAAUGCAAAAUACGGUUGAUGAUUUUUGGAGAAUGGUUUGGGAGCAACAAACUAAAGUAAUUUUAAUGCUGACGCAUUUGGUGGAAAACGGUUUGGAAAAAUGCGCGGAUUAUCUUCCAGAGUCAGAAGUCCUGGACUGUAGCAGGGUUUUUGGAGAUUUCCAGAUAACACUGAAGAAACGCGAAGUGAAGGAGAAAUAUAUUAUUUCAAGCUUACAAUUGAAGAACAUGGUAUCAAACAGUUGGAGGGACGUGACCCAUUUCUGGUACUUAGGAUGGCCAGAAAAAGGAGUACCAAGCGAAGCCAACUCAUUAAUAGCUUUCCUAAUUGAAGCUAGAAGCUACAUGAAAGCUGUUACCACAGACAAUAAAAAUGGCCUGAAUGGAAUACAUAAUGCAACACAGAACGAACAUAAUCCUGUUGUUGUGCAUUGCAGUCCUGGAACAGGACGCACAGGCGUGGCAAUGGCCUCAGAUAUUGCAAUAAGAGAAUUCGAAACAACAAGAUUGGUAGAUAUUCCGAAAAUUGUCUACAGGAUACGAAGAGAUAGAGCGAACGCUAUCCAAACCAAGGAGCAAUAUAUAUUUAUUUAUAAGGUGGUGAGUUUAUACGCUACCAAACUGACAGGAGGAGCAAUGGAAAAUUUGUAAUUUAAAAAUAAAAUAAUUCGCUGUGUCAAUUUAGGUAGUUGAAGAAAAUAAAUCAAUAUAAAAUGCUGUAUAUUUAUAAUACAUAUAGUAUGCAUCCAAAUGUAAAUAAUUAAAGUAACUAGAUAUAAUCUUUUAGUUGAGCUAGAAAUCAUUACCCUGUAACGAAAUUAAACUUACAUUUCCUUUUCAUUUCAACUCGAUGUUAUUAUAUCGGAAUAGAUUAUAAUCUUGUGUGUGAUUUCCACAUAGUGUGUGCGUGUGUGUGAGUGAUUACCUAUAUGUGAUAUGUCUAUAUUAGUUAAGAAAAAUUUAUUAUUUUGUUUACGCUUAAUUUYAAGUGAGACAUUAUGUUUAAACCAUGUCUGUUGGAAAAAAUUUCAAUUAAAUGUAUAUAAUGAUUAAAUCAGUUUGAUUUUU